AUGGACGUUCCAUGGACGUCGGUUUUUCAAUGGAUAUUAUAUCCUCCGCCACCGAGUGCUUGGGUCAAUGCAUUAUCGGUUAUAAGCUUUCUGUCGAUGGGAAAUGGCGGGUGGAUGGAGAUUAAGGGAAAGCACAUGCAAUAUUCUAAGUUCACCACCAAUCAUAAUAAUAGUAAUAAAUAUGUUGAGAAACAAAAGGAGAUGAUGAAGGCUAAGGUCCCUAGUAAGGUGGGGAUGGUUGUGGUGUAUGGACCUGCACUUGUCGCCGGAAUUUCCACUUUUGCCCUUUUCCCAUUUCAAGAUUUCCGGUUCACUGCGCUCCGUUCUGCUGUCACCCUCCAUUUCUUUAAGAGGAUUCUUGAGGUUCUUUUGGUUCACAAAUACAGUGGGUGGAUGGACGUGGACGCCAUGAUUCCCAUCUCUCUAAGCUACUUCACAUAUGCAAUCACAAUCAUAUACAGUCAACAUUUGAUUCAAAUGGGAGCCUCCCAACCGGCUGUUGACCUCAAAUACAUUGGGAUCUCAAUUUAUUUUCUGGGCAUCACUGCUAAUUUUUACCACCAUUACCUUCUAUCCACACUUAGAACUACGGGUAAGGAAAAGCGUUACGAGAUGCCGCGUGGAGGCCUCUUUUCUUUUGUAGUGUGCCCUCACUAUUUGUUCGAAAUCGUUGGGUUUAUUGGGAUUUGUUGCAUCUCGCAAUCGGUCUUUGCGGUUUCUCAUGCCAUGGGAACGGUUUUGUACUUGAUGGGAAGGAGUUAUGCCACCAGAAAAUGGUACGAGUAUACGUUUGAAAAUUUCCCAAAGGAUGUCAAGGCUUUGUUUCCCUAUGUUUUUUAG
Molecule: messenger RNA, 840 nt
Organism: Striga hermonthica
Lineage: Eukaryota; Viridiplantae; Streptophyta; Magnoliopsida; Lamiales; Orobanchaceae
Source: the annotation of a GenBank genome assembly